AUGGCAGGAGGGAGACCUCAGCUGAAGAGGAGUUUCUCCAUCAUUCCCUGCUUUGUCUUCGUGGAGUCAGUGCUGCUGGGCGUGGUGGUCCUGCUUGCUUACCGCCUGGAGUUCACGGACACCUUCCCUGUGCACACCCAGGGCUUCUUCUGCUAUGACAGUACUUAUGCCAAGCCCUACCCGGGGCCUGAGGCUGCCAGCCGAGCACCUCCUGCACUUAUCUAUGCUCUGGUCACCGCUGGGCCCACCCUCACGAUAUUGCUGGGGGAGCUGGCUCGUGCCUUUUUCCCCACACCACCCUCAGCCAUCCCCAUCAUCGGGGAGAGCACCAUCAUUUCUGGGGCUUGCUGCCGCUUCAGCCCCCCACUGAGGAGGCUGGUCCGUUUCCUAGGGGUCUACUCGUUUGGCCUCUUCACCACGACCAUCUUCGCCAACGCGGGGCAGGUGGUGACAGGCAACCCCACACCGCACUUCCUGUCCGUGUGCCGCCCCAACUACACGGCCCUGGGCUGCCUGCCGCCCUCACCAGACCGGCUAGGGCCGGACCGCUUUGUCACGGACCAGGGUGCCUGCGCCGGCAGCCCUAGCCUGGUAGCCGCUGCACGCCGCGCCUUCCCCUGCAAAGACGCUGCACUUUGCGCCUACGCGGUUACCUACACAGCGAUGUAUGUGACACUGGUGUUCCGUGUGAAGGGCUCCCGCCUGGUGAAACCCUCUCUCUGCCUGGCCCUGCUGUGCCCCGCCUUCCUGGUGGGUGUGGUCCGUGUGGCAGAGUACCGAAACCACUGGUCUGAUGUGUUGGCCGGCUUCCUGACCGGAGGUGCCAUUGCCACCUUUCUGGUCACCUGUGUCGUGCACAACUUCCAGAGCCGGCCACCCUCCGGCCAAAGGUUCUCCCCCUGGGAGGGCCUUAGCCAAGCUCCCACCAUGGACAGCCCCCUCGAAAAGUUAAGUGUGGCCCAGGAACCCGAGGCCUGCAGGCCGCAUUCGACACCGGCACGGCUCACCCCAUCCAAGCCGCAGAACUGCACCCGCCGUGGCCACCUGAUCCCAAGCUGUGUGUCCUCCAGGGCUCCAGCCAUGUGUUCGUCACCCCGUGUGCCCCGUCCUCGAUUGAGAUCUGAGCCAACGCCUCUACCACUGCCCUUGCCCCUGCCAGCACCAACCCCAAGCCAGGGCCCCUCACCCUCCUCUCCUGGGCCUGGGGGGCCAGGUGGGGGUGGUGGACGUGGCCGGAAGCUGUUGCUGCCCACACCCCUGCUUCGGGACCUGUACACCCUUAGUGGACUCUAUCCCUCCCCCUUCCACCGGGACAAUUUCAGCCCUUACCUGUUUGCUAGCCGUGACCACCUGCUGUGAGGCCUGACCACCCACCCAGAAUCUGCCCAGUCCUCAUUUUUUCCCUGCCACACGUGUGUGUGUGCACCGUGUGAGUGCCAAAGCCCCCUGUCCCCAAACUAGCCAGGCCCAGACAUCAGAGGAUGGCUGGAAGGACAUUUGGGGGACCCCCUGCCUCUCAGCCUCUGGGAGAUAUCUCCUAGUGGGUAUAACUGGGAGGUGGGCCCUUGCCCCCUAGGAUUGCCCUUUUAAGGGCCAAAUCCUGACCCCAUUGGCCAUUGCCCAGCCAAUGGGAGCUUCCAGUUCUUUGAAUUCUAACCAAGAGGAGUUCACUCUAGCCAAUGGGAACCUCCUCUUCACUUCUUAGAAUCCUCAGGCAAGAGGGCAACUCCAGCAAGUGUUCAGCAAAUGAACAACCAAUAGGAGCCCUUGGUUUUCAGAAUUUCUAGGGUGGGUGGGUAUGAUUCCAGAUAAUGGGGGACCGCCCAUGUCUAAGCAUGUGCAAAAUUGAGGAGGGAGAUGGGUUCAUCCUUUGUAACUGAGUCUUUUUUCCUCAGGAUCAGAAUCCAGCCAGAGGGUGGGGGGCAGGCUCCCCCAUGGCAGGGUCCUUGGUGCCCUCUCAGUCCCUCCACCAUGUGCACCCUCUCACCUUGUCCCUCCUCUCUCUCUACUUAUGCAGGGCUUGUCCAGUUCAGAGAUUUUGUGGUUCAGGGUGCUGUCUUCCUUUGCCAAUGCCCAGGUCACCCCAAACCCUUCUGUUAUUUAUU
Messenger RNA from Molossus molossus (Pallas's mastiff bat), 2105 nucleotides. RefSeq names its product phospholipid phosphatase related 2 (gene PLPPR2). Bases 1 to 1359 code for a protein of 452 amino acids. The transcript has 8 exons. NCBI's taxonomy places the organism in Eukaryota, Metazoa, Chordata, Mammalia, Chiroptera, Molossidae. The record is from RefSeq and is a predicted model, not a curated record. Gene Ontology annotation, biological process: phospholipid dephosphorylation; phospholipid metabolic process; signal transduction. Gene Ontology annotation, molecular function: phosphatidate phosphatase activity.